Messenger RNA from Mirounga angustirostris (Northern elephant seal), 7806 nucleotides. It is a transcript of the gene DHX37, whose product is annotated as DEAH-box helicase 37. The record is from RefSeq and is a predicted model, not a curated record. The transcript has 28 exons. Gene Ontology annotation, cellular component: intracellular anatomical structure; nucleolus. Gene Ontology annotation, molecular function: ATP binding; RNA binding; helicase activity. Bases 111 to 3536 code for a protein of 1141 amino acids. Gene Ontology annotation, biological process: maturation of SSU-rRNA from tricistronic rRNA transcript (SSU-rRNA, 5.8S rRNA, LSU-rRNA). Lineage: Eukaryota; Metazoa; Chordata; Mammalia; Carnivora; Phocidae.
GCAUCCCGGAAGUUCGGGGCCUGAGCCUGGGGUCUGAGAGACCACGUGGGCUGGGCUUCGGGGUGAGCGGCUGCCUCGGUCCCGCCGGAACCCGGGCAGUACUGGGCGUCAUGGGGAAGCUGCGCCGGCGCUACAACGUCAAGGGGCGCCUACAGGCGACCCCAGGCGCCUCGAAGGGCCCCCCGGAGCCGCCCCCCGUGCGGCUGGAACUAGAGGAUAAAGACAAGUUGAAAGGAGUAGAUGCAAGUAAUGCACUCGUUUUGCUGGGAAAGAAGAAAAAGAAGCCUAAAGCCCCUCCUCCGUCAAAGAAGGAGAAGAAGCCUCUGACCAAGAAAGAGCGGAAAAUGCUGCAGAAAAUCUUAGAACAGAAGGAGAAAAAGAGCCAGCGAGCAGAGAUGCUGCAGAAAUUGAGCCAAGUCCAGGUUUCGGAAGCCGAGCUGAGACUGUUCUACACCACGUCCAAGCUGGGCACUGGGGACCGCAUGUACCACGGCAGAGACAGGAAGUCUGACAAGAUCGAAGCCCAGGGGCAGGAGAAGAUCAGCAGCCUCAGCGGGGCCCACCGGAAGCGCUAUCACCAGGAAGAGGAGGAAUCGGAGUCCUCAGUGGAGUCUGAACCCGAUGAGGCCCCUGCCGCUGAGCUGGUGGAGACUGGUGCAGGGAAUGGGAGCCCAGGGCCCAGUAGCCAACCCUGUCUGGCGGGGACUACCUCGGCACCUCCAGCAGUGGCCUCCACCCUGGCCAGGCCCCUGGCGAAGCCUGCCGUCUUCAUUCCUGUGAACCGCACCCCUGAAAUGCAGGAAGAACGGCUGAAGCUCCCCAUUCUUGCUGAAGAACAAGUGAUCAUGGAGGCGGUGGCCGAGCACCCCAUCGUCAUCGUGUGCGGGGAGACCGGCAGCGGGAAGACCACGCAAGUGCCACAGUUUCUCUACGAAGCAGGCUACAGCAGUGACAACAGCAUCAUCGGCAUCACGGAGCCCCGCCGAGUGGCCGCUGUGGCCAUGUCCCAGCGAGUGGCCAAGGAGAUGAAUCUGUCACAGAGGAUCGUCUCCUACCAGAUCCGAUAUGAAGGAAACGUGACCGAAGAGACCAGAAUCAAGUUCAUGACGGAUGGCGUGUUGCUCAAGGAAAUCCAGAAGGACUUCCUGCUGCAGAGAUACAAGGUGGUGCUCAUCGAUGAAGCCCACGAGAGGAGCGUGUACACGGACAUCCUCAUCGGCCUCCUGUCCCGCAUAGUGUCUCUCCGGGCGAAGAGGCACAUGCCACUGAAGCUGCUCAUCAUGUCGGCCACGCUGCGGGUGGAGGACUUCACCCAGAACCAGCGGCUCUUCCCCCAGCCGCCCCCGGUCAUCAAGGUGGAGUCCAGGCAGUUCCCGGUGACGGUGCACUUCAACAAGCGGACCCCGCUAGAAGACUACAGUGGCGAGUGCUUCCGGAAGGUCUGCAAGAUCCACCGCAUGCUGCCAGCAGGCGGCAUCCUGGUGUUCCUGACGGGGCAGGCAGAGGUGCACGCACUGUGCUGCAGGCUGAGGAGAGCCUUCCCACGCCCCAGACGCAGGCCGCCAGAAAAAGAAGAUCAAGAAGAUUCAGUAGAGGACAUGCGGAAGUUUAAGAAGUCAAGGACAAGGGCAAAGAAGGCCCAGGCGGCGACAUUGCCCCAGAUCAGUUUGGACAACUACUCGGUGUUGCCAGCAGGCGAAGGCGACGAGGACAGGGAGGCAGAGAUGGACGAGGAGGAGGAGGAGGCCCUGGGCUCCGACCUUGACCUGGACUUGGGGGAUGACGAAGCAGACGGAGGUGAGCAGCCGGACGCCUCGCUCCCCCUCCACGUGCUCCCACUCUACUCUUUGCUGGCCCCAGAGAAGCAAGCUCAGGUCUUCCAGCCUCCCCCAGAGGGGACGCGGCUGUGUGUUGUGGCCACCAAUGUGGCUGAGACGUCCCUCACCAUCCCGGGCAUCAAGUACGUGGUGGACUGUGGGAAGGUCAAGAAGCGGCACUAUGACCGUGUCACCGGCGUGUCCUCCUUCCGUGUCUCCUGGGUGUCCCAGGCCUCAGCCGAUCAGCGGGCGGGCCGAGCGGGCCGGACAGAGCCGGGCCACUGCUACAGGCUCUAUUCAUCUGCAGUUUUCGGUGACUUUGAGCGGUUUCCUCCUCCUGAAAUCACCCGGAGGCCUGUUGAAGACCUGAUCCUUCAGAUGAAAGCACUCAACAUUGAAAAGGUCAUCAACUUCCCCUUUCCAACCCCUCCCUCCGUGGAGGCCCUCAUUGCCGCCGAGGAGCUGUUGGUCGCGCUGGGUGCCCUGGAGGCACCCCAGAAAACAGAGAGCAUGAAGCAGCUGCAGAGGUCCCGGCUGAGCUGCCCCAUCACUGCACUGGGCAGGACCAUGGCCACGUUCCCCGUGGCGCCGCGCUACGCCAAGAUGCUGGCACUGAGCCGGCAACACGGCUGCCUGCCUUACGCCAUCACCAUUGUGGCCGCCGUGACAGUCCGUGAGCUGUUCGAGGAGCUGGACAGACCUGCGGCCAGCGACGAGGAGCUCGCCAAGCUGAAGGACAAGCGGGCCCGGGUGGCCCAGAUGAAGAGGAUCUGGGCGGGGCAAGGCGCCUCUCUGAAACUCGGAGACAUCAUGGUGCUGCUGGGUGCUGUGGGAGCCUGCGAGUACUCUGGCUGCUCACCCCAGUUCUGCGAGUCCAACGGGCUUCGGUACAAGGCCCUGUUAGAGACCCGGCGCCUGCGGGGCCAGCUGACCGCUGCAGUCAAUACCGUGUGCCCUGAGGCCGGGCUCUUCAUGGACCCCAAGAUGCAGCCUCCAUCUGAGAGCCAGGUGACCUACCUGCGGCAGAUCGUGGUGGCCGGCCUGGGCGACCACCUGGCCCGUAGGGUACAGAGUGAGGACCUGCUGGACAACAAGUGGAAGAAUGCCUACAAGACCCCUCUCCUUGAUGACCCCGUCUUCAUCCACCCCAGUUCCGUCCUUUUCAAAGAGCUCCCUGAGUUUGUGGUCUACCAGGAAAUUGUAGAGACCACCAAGAUGUACAUGAAAGGCGUUUCAGCCGUGGAGGUCCAGUGGAUCCCGGUCCUGCUGCCUUCUUACUGCCAGUUCGACAAGCCCUUGGAGGAGCCGCCCCCUGCCUACUGCCCGGAGAAGGGGCGGGUAAUCUGUCAUCGGGCCAGCAUGUUCUAUCGUGUCGGCUGGCCACUCCCUGCAGUGCAGGUGGAUUUUCCGGAGGGCAUUGACUGUUACAAGCACUUCGCCCGGGUUCUGCUGGAAGGGCAGGUCUUCCACAAGCUGGCCUCCUACCGGGGCUGUUUGCUGUCCAGCCCUAGCACAAUGCUGAAGACAUGGGCCAGGCUGCAGCCCAGGACAGAGAGUCUCCUGAGAGCCCUUGUUGCUGAGCGAGCCAACUGCCGAGAGGCCUUGCUAGCUGCUUGGAAGAAAAACCCCAAAUACCUGCUGGCUGAGUACUGCCAGUGGCUUCCUCAGGCCAUGCACGCCGACGUCGAGAAAGCCUGGCCCCCCACCUCUGACCGCUGACCUGAGGCCUAGCUGCAAGGCGGGGGGCUGGUCUGGGGAGCCACGGGGGCUGGCAGUGGCCGCUUUCUAGCCUGGUCAUCCUGGUCUGUGCACCGCUCCCAGGAGGUGGGUCAGGCCUCUGGAAACCUCGCUCAUCUUGGAUACAAGACAUCUGGACACAGCUUGCUGCUGCCCUGGGCAGUCUGACCCCAGGGGGCUUUUUUAUAACUAUUUAUUAUGUGGCGGAGAAUGGUUUCACCUCACAUGCCGCUCUGGGGACGACAUUAGUCCCUCGCGGAGCGGCAGGGCUGGAGAACGAAGCGGCGGCGAGCAGGAGGGUGCCUACGGGCCCUUCCUCUGCAUCCCCUCCCCAGCGGGGGCGGUGCUCCCUUGCCGCCCAUGUCGCUGUAAUAAAUCUCAGCUGUCAGAACAACGGUGUGCAAGUCUAGCAGAUCUCUGAGUGGGCAUGGUCUGGGGGACACCGCCCACCCCCCACAGGCACGUAUGGAAACUGGCCUGGGUGGGUGCUCGCCCAGCUGUCCGCCGGGCCUUUAGGGCUUGAUGCCAUCUCCCUCACCCGGGUGUUUGUCCUAAAUCAGUUUGUUCUGAUAUUAUAGUAUAAAUGCAUAAAGUCCAUUAAUGCAAAUAUGUAAAUAAAACAACAGAGGUACCUGUUUAACAUUCCAAAAUUACUCACUUUCUCCACAGACUGGCCACUAAUCCCAGUAUACCCCCAAACCAGAAGGUAUCCCCUACUCUCCCCACAUUCAAGCCAUCUGCAAGUUUUGUGGGCCCUACCCCAGAAUAUGUCCAGAGCCCCCUCAUGCUCCCCAGCUCCACACCCAGGAUCUCAGAUUCCCAGCCCCUGCCCAGCAGACCUCCAGCAGCUUCUGCCUGGCCAUGGUGGUGACUUCCUGGCUGGUCUCCCAGCGUCCACCUGCCGGCCUAUGGUGUGUUCUCCACAUGGCAGCCAGAGGGAACCGUGUUAACACCUGCAUCUGAUCGUGGCAUUUCACAUCAGGCCUUCUGGAAUCUUUGAUGAUAGAAUUCAAGCUCUCAUACCCUCAUUCACCAAACUCCGGGCACAGAGCUUGCUUUCCGUCCCUUCAACACAGAGCGCCCCUCCCCCUCCCCCUCCCAGCUUCAGGCCUUAGCACCUGGCAUUUCCUCUGCUUCUGCAGACAGGCCUCCCUGGCAGCUCAUGCACCGCAGUGCCCACACGCUCCCCCUUCAGUUUCCAGCCCAUCAGUGUUACUGUGUUGGCAAAACUUACCACUACUCGUGGAAUGCUUGUCUUAUCUGAGAAUACCAGGGUACUUAAUUAGCACUGUACCUGGGCACACAGUAGGUGUUCAAUGCAUGCACAUUACCAGCAUUAGGUGCUUAGGACUCACUGAGUACACAGCCAGUUGCAAAAUCCUCCUUAGAAAUCACUGCCUUAAAUCCAGUUAAGAAAUGGGCAGAGGAUCUGAGUACACACUUUUCCAAAGACAUCCAGAUGACUAACAGACACAUGACAAGAUGCUCAACAUCACUCCUCAUUGGGGAAACACAAAACCACAAUGAGAUAAUCACCUCACACCUGUCAGAAUGGCUAAAAUUAACAGAAGAAACAACAGGUGUUGGCAAGGACGCAGAGAAAGGGGAACCUUCCUGCACUGUUGGUGAGAAUGCAAAUUGGUGCAGCCAGUCUGGAGAACAGUAUGGAGGGUCCUCAAAAGUUCAAAACAGAACUACCCCACAAUCCAGCAAAUGUCCACCGGCUGAGGAAUGGAUAAAGAAGAUGUAUAUAUGUACAGUGGAAUAUUACUCAGCCACCAAAAAGUGAAUCUUGCCAUUUGCAAUGACAUGGAUGGAGCUAGAGAGUAUUAUGUUAAGUGAACUAAGUCAGAGAAAGACAAAUACCAUAUGAUCUCACUCAUCUGUGGAAUUUAAGAAAGGAAACAGUUGAACAUAUGGGAAGGGGGUGGGAGGAGGAGAGAGGGAAACAAACCAGAAGAUUCUCUUAACAGAACAAACAGGGUUGAUGGAGGAAGGUGGGUAGGGGUAGAUGGGUGAUGGGCUUUAAGGAGGGCCCGCGUUAUGAUGAGCGUUGGGUGUUAAAUGUAAGUGAUGAAUCACUGAAUUCUUCUGAAACCAAUAUUGCACUGUAUGUUAACUAAAAUUUAAAGGAGAAAAGAAAAAAGAAAUCACUGCCUGACAGCUCGAAUAACUAGGAGUGUAAAAAUGCAGAUUCCUGGGCCCACCUCCGUUCAACCGGAAUCCCCAAGGGGGAGGGAGUUACCUGAGCAUCCGCAGAUGGGAGCAGGCUGGGGAGGUUUCCUAGCGCUGCCAUGUCCAUGGGAGCUUAUUUCUCAGACCCACUAAUUGGUAGCCUCUGGGUCCCCCUCCCUGCUUUGCCCUCCAGUGGUGCGACUGAUUUUAAACAACAACAACCAAAAAGUAAAAGUGGAGAUGCCGGGGAUUGAACCCGGGGCCUCAUACAUGCAAAGCAUGCGCUCUACCACUGAGCUACAUCCCCUGGCGGUGAGUUCUUUUUCCUCGGAAUGAGGAUAUCGGAAGCCGCGUCUUCGUCCCUUUUGCACGUUUCUUCCUUCGCAGAGGUUCAGUGUCUUAUUGAUUCCGAGAGGCCUCUUUGUGCCCAGGAAAGCCCAUCAGCCACGGGCGCCGGGGACUUCAUCCGUAAAAACUCCCGGGGAGCGGACAGGUGCAGUGGCAGGACGGCGCUAUGUCUAUAUGAAUUGAUCCAGACAAUGCUCAACACAGCUCAUCCUCGUUAGUAUAGUGGUGAGUAUCCCCGCCUGUCACGCGGGAGACCGGGGUUCGAUUCCCCGACGGGGAGGCUGGUCAAUUGUUUUAACAGUAGAACAGGUUUUCCUGGCAUUCUUAGGCACUACGGGAGCAGGCUACAGCGUACUCAAUGGGUUCCUUCUUACGUAUAAAAUAUGUGUAUAUUGUGAGUGUGUUAUUACUUCUAAUUCUGACGGGCAUCGCCGGGGGGCGUUGACAAGCACAGGGGUGCACUCCUGUGAUAACGGCAGGGGCUGUCUGUCUGGUCAGGUCAGGCAGGGGAGGAAGUGCACGCAGAGAGCAGCUCCGAAUCUUGCCAAGGCUGCAUCAGUCACAGUCUUCUUGGGACACUGGUUACCUCUGGAAGGUAGGACUGGCUUUGGUGGGAACCACUCUCACCUUCCAUUCUGUACCUGUUUGCACUGUUUGAAUUUUAUUUUUCUCCCUCCCUCUCUCCCUCCUUUCCUUCCUUCCUUCCCUUUUCUCUUCUUUCCUUCCUUUUUUCCUUACUCGAUUUUUACCAAAAUGAUACACUUAAGUGGUUUUUAAAGAACUACAGAGGUAGGGGUUGCACAGCAUUGUCAAUGUACUAAAUGCUACCAAAUUGUUUACUUUGAAAUGGUUAUUUUUAUAUUUUGUGAAUUUCACCUCAAUUUAAAAAAAUACUUUAAAAAGAAAAGAUCAAGACUCGUUUGGGGAAGAAAGGAAUGGAAGGGGUGGAUGGGAGUGUAAAUGGCUUCAGCCCAUUCAGAAAGCGCCUGGAAAGCUGUACAUUCCACCAUCUAACUUGAUGAUCCCAUGCAUGAAAUUUUGCCUUUAGGGAAAGGAUGCAAAAGGAAAAGCCUAGGUACAAACAACCUUGGUUUAUUUUGCUUCUUAGCAUUGUUAUUAUACCGAAUAUCUGGUUAGUGUAUUUGUGACUGGGCCAGGGGGUCAUUAGGUGCUUAGCAAAAACACUUAUUAAAUGACUUCAUCAUGAAGCCUCCCCACUCCACAUCCUCUCCCAGACAUCACUCCCCUUCCAUUUCGCAAAAGGAGGGGAAGCAGAGAGCCCCAAACCUGGACGACAACCUUUUGAUUUCUUCAUGCCUUGAAGCUGAGCAGGAGCCACAGGCGGAGCACCCAGGGCUGGCAGCGCGACCAGGAGGCCCGGAGCGGAGCGCAGCACCACCGGCAGCCGAAAUAGCUCAGUUGGGAGAGCGUUAGACUGAAGAUCUAAAGGUCCCUGGUUCGAUCCCGGGUUUCGGCAGCUCCGCUUUUUCCCGCGUGGAAAGGGGUUUAAAAACCAACACGUGAAGAGACGAGGAGAAAGGAGACGGCGUUAAUCCUUUCAAUCAGCUAACGGGAUUCGGUCUGUUUAAAAAGGCUCCGAGCAGUAUCCGUGGGAAACCGGCGCGGAGGGAAACUGCCUUGCGACGCGGCGAAUUCCGGGAAGGCCGUGUUUUUCCUGACUCCGUUGCUCCGAUUUCGUAAACGAGCGCUAAUCUCUGUUACAUGUUUG